AUGCAAAGUAUAUGGCUUUUGAACAAUUUUUUAAGAUUUAAUUUAAACUUUUGGAUUUAUAAGAAGAGUAAUUUUCAGCCUUAUAGGAUUUUUAAUGACAGAAUACAUUUACUUGAUGAAUGGAAUAGAUAUAUGACAACUCGAACAAAGAAAGAAUCAAAAUUAAUAAAGCAAUAUCGUAACUCGAAUAUUAUGUUUAUUGUGCUUCUCACUAUUCUUGGUUCUCAAGCUAUUCAUGUUUUAUCUAUUAAACAGGAGUUUAAUGAAUUUGAAACGCAAAUAGAUGCGAAAAUAUCUCUUUUGCGUGAUAUUAUUGAUCGUAUUCAAAGAGGAGAAGAUGUAGAUGUUUCAAAAGAGCUUGGGACAGGUGUUAAUAAACAGGAAAAGGAAUGGUUGGAUGUUAUGCAACAAGUAAUAGAAGAUGACCAAUGGAAAGAUUAUAAAAGAAUUAAUUGA
Molecule: messenger RNA, 456 nt
Organism: Pneumocystis jirovecii RU7
Lineage: Eukaryota; Fungi; Ascomycota; Pneumocystomycetes; Pneumocystales; Pneumocystaceae
Exons: 2
Coding region: 1-456 (151 amino acids)
Source: RefSeq, a predicted model, not a curated record